Molecule: messenger RNA, 3243 nt
Organism: Mirounga angustirostris (Northern elephant seal)
Lineage: Eukaryota; Metazoa; Chordata; Mammalia; Carnivora; Phocidae
Gene: FAM131A
Product: family with sequence similarity 131 member A
Exons: 6
Coding region: 1115-1954 (279 amino acids)
Source: RefSeq, a predicted model, not a curated record
UGUCCAUGGCGACUGGCCUUCCACGCCCACACACUCGCCGCCCCCACGGCCCACACCUCUCUUCUUCUCUGCCCUGGGAGUGGCCCUAUGCUGGGAACCUGCCUCUCCUAGCUGUCUGUGUUCCAACCCCCUUAAGGAGGUAGCCUGCAAAGCCCGUCAAGCACCCCACUACGGAGUUUUUGGCUAAAACUUAACUUCUCCCUUCAGAGUCAGAUGUUGAUGAAGGAGACUGAGGCCCCAUUUGGGGCACCUGUGAGCACCUGAUCACCUUAACUGUUUUAGUUCCUUCCCCCACUCCCAACAAAAACAAAUCAUCAUACCUUGUGGGGGGAAAGAGGAGUCCAGAGAGAGGCCAUUAGGGCUUCUUAAAACUGCUGAUGCCUGCUGCUUGGGUCUUGGUUCCCACGGAUGGUGGUGCACGCUGGGGCCUGGCUUCAGUCCUAUGCAUCUGAGGUCCACCAGCCUACUUAAGUGUCAUGGAUUUCUCCAAGCCUAAGGCCAGGCAGGGAUUUGUCAGGUUGAGGGCUGGAUUUGGAAUGGGUCCUGGGCUUCCAGGGCAGGUAGUCAGUCAUACAGGCCUUAGUGUGGUUGGUACUUGAGAUUCUUUGGAGCUAAGACUCUGGCUGAGAUUUGUACUCUCCUUGGGUUCCCACGAGGAAUUAUGGGAUUUGUAGUCCUAAAUUAACCUCCUGACUUUUGAAGCUGAGAAGCAGCAGGCUGCUCUGGUCCCUCUGGCCCUGCUAAGGCUUGGAGUUCAGGAAGUCAUUCCCUCCUGUAGUCAGGGGAGAGUUUGGCUGACCUCAGGACUGGCUUUGAGAGCCCUGAUUAGGUACCAGCUGGGGGCCAGGGAUGGCCUGUAACCUUGUGUCUUCCUUCUGGUUGGUAGCAUUUCUGGGGACGACCAGCUGGCUGAGGCUCAGGGACAGAGACGGCUGCUCCAGCUAAAGUGGCCUCGGACCCCGCUUGGGCUGUGGAGUGGAUCGAACUUCCUCGGGGCCUCUCUCUAUCUUCCUUGGGAUCUGCUCGGACCCUUCGAGGCUGGAGCCGGUCCUCCCGCCCUUCCUCCGUGGACAGCCAGGACUUGCCAGAGGUGAAUGUUGGAGACACAGUCGCGAUGCUGCCCAAGUCCCGGAGAGCCCUAACUAUCCAGGAGAUUGCUGCGCUGGCCAGAUCCUCCCUGCAUGGUAUUUCUCAGGUGGUGAAGGACCACGUGACCAAGCCCACCGCCAUGGCGCAGGGCCGAGUGGCUCACCUCAUUGAGUGGAAGGGCUGGAGCAAGCCAAGCGACUCGCCUGCUGCCCUGGAAUCAGCCUUUUCUUCCUAUUCGGACCUCAGCGAGGGUGAACAAGAGGCUCGCUUUGCGGCAGGAGUGGCCGAGCAAUUUGCCAUUGCAGAAGCCAAGCUCCGGGCCUGGUCUUCAGUGGAUGGCGAGGACUCCACCGAUGAAUCCUACGAUGAGGACUUUGCUGGAGGAGCUGACUCAGAGAUGGCCGGGCAGCUGCCCCUGGGGCCCCACCUCCAGGACCUUUUCACCGGCCCCCGGUUCUCCAGGCCUGUGCGCCAGGGCUCUGUGGAGCCUGAGAGCGACUGCUCGCAGACCGUGUCCCCAGAGACCCUGUGCUCCAGCCUCUGCAGCCUGGAGGACGGGUUGCUGGGCUCCCCAGCCCGCCUGGCCUCCCAGCUGCUGGGCGACCAGCUGCUCCUCGCCACACUGCCCCCCAGCCGGGAAAGUGCCUUCCGUAGCCUGGGCCCAUUGGAGGCCCAGGACUCGCUCUACAGCUCGCCCCUCAUGGAGUCCUGCCUUUCCCCCGCCGAGGAGGAGCCAGCCGCCUGCAAGGACUGCCAGCCUCUCUGCCCGCCGGGUAGCUGGGAACGGCAGCGGCAAGCCUCUGAUGUGGCUUCUUCGGGGGUCGUGUCCUUAGACGAGGACGAGGCAGGGCCGGAGGAACAGUGACCCAAAUCAUGCCUGGUGGUGGCAUGUGUCUCCCGGCUGCUGCUGGGGGCAGAGCUUCUGUGCCCAAGUGCGGGCGAGAGGCUUCCGGCAGAGCUCCAAAGCCUAGAGGGCUCCUGGGAGCACUCACUCCUCCGUUGUGUGUUUUGCAUGAAAGUGUUUGGAGAGGAGGCAGGGGCCAGGCUGGGGGCGCAUGUCCUGCCCCCACUCCUGGGGUUUGCCGGGGGUUGCCCGGGGCCCCUGGGGCAUGGCUACAGCUGUGGCAGACAGUGAUGUUCAUGUUCUUAAAUCAAAAACACCACAUACACAUUUCCUCCUUGGACGAUGUGAACCCCUAAGGGGGUGGUUGUGACUGGGCCGUGUGGGGUGGAACGGGAGGGAGCCCGCCCCCCCCCUGCCCCCUUCCCCAUGCCUCUCUCUUCUCUGCUUCUCUCCACCUCUGAGUCCAUGUGCAGUGCUCGAUAGAAUCACCCCUACCCCAGGGCAGGCUGGCUCUUACCCUCCUGGAGCCUAGGAUUGAGCCAUCCCCCAAGGGCCCCUCGCCCACCUGGGCUCGUGCUGUGCUUCGCCUCUCCAUCACCUCUAAAUCUUCUUCUUUUUCCUAAAGAAAGAGGGGUUUUGGUCUGUUCUUUCAGUCGGAUGUUCUCUGGGAGGCAUUGGAUUGAUGAAAGCAUGUACCCUCCACCCUUUUCCUGGCCCCUUGUAGGAUGUGUGGGCAGGGUCCCAGCGGCUCCCAGCCUGCCUGGCUGCCCCCAUUCACCAAGUUCUCCUUAGAGCCGAGCUGGGAGAAGGGGUGGGUGGCUCUGGUAGCUUUGGAGCUGUGACUUCGCUGUUCUUCCGGAGAGGGUCGCAAGGAGGCCACACGGGUGGCUGGGCAGUUGUCUGCUGAUGCCUGAGCCCGGCAGAAAUGGUGCCAACGAGCGACGGUCGGUCGUGUGGGAGUGUCUCUCCUUGGGGAGGGAAGAGAGUAGUGCCUUUCUUGGCUGAACAAAAGGCCAAAGCUACAAUACUGAGGGCCUGUGCCCUAGCUAGGAUUUUGAUAACUAAGCAGUGGAGGCCUCUGUAGAUCCUGUAUUCCACAGACAGUGAGCUCUGGGUUUGAUGGCUGCGGGGGGUGUGGGUGGCUGCAGAGUUCGGAGCCUUGUAGGCUUUGGCAGAUAAGAGGGCCCAAGGUAAGAACAAGAGCUGAUGGGCACAGGCAUUCUAUAUAUAAGUGGCUCAUUAGGUGUUUAUUUUGUUCUAUUUAAGAAUUUGUUUUAUUAAAUUAAUAUAAAAAUCUUUGUAAAUCUCUA